ACAGGUACACAAUUACUUAAUAUCUCUGUCCUUACUGCAACUGGUCAGAUUGUUUGUACCUAUAACAAUAAUAUUUAGAAUGGUAGGGUGCCAUUUUUUUUUUAUCACCCACGUUGAACUACAAGGCUUAAUAGCUAUUAUAGGAAUCAUCCAGAAAUCCACAGAAAUGUUCUGGCUUAGUUACAAAAACUGAUGGGAAACAUAUGAGCACAUACAAUGCAUUUUCAAUAUUUGGUUGGGAGCUGCAUAAAGUGAUGAUCUAUGAGCACUUCUGUUUGAACAUCAUCUCACUGCUGGGAAGAAGCCUUCUUUAAUAUACAAGAUUUCCUUUUCAAUUAUAUGUAAUGUUCGCCUUAACUUUGACAUAUUUAUUCUCAUAAUUGUUGCUGGAAUAAAAAUCUACAUGAAACUGCAAGCUUUUGUAGCAACAGUAGUGUCAUCUAAGCUUUCCUGAGAUCUUACCGUUUUGUCACUAAACUACUUGGAACUGAAAAACUUCAGUCUUGUUAUCUAGGAUUCAAUAUGAGAACAUUUAUGUUCCUAUCCAUUGUGGCUCUGUGUUCUGCUAAACCAUUACUUCAGAAUGAAUUUCUUCACUUCCUGGCAGAACAUGAUAUUAUGCUACAGGAUCCUCCCCAAAACACAUCUGACAUCAUCCAACCACAACAAACACCAACUCCACCACCCACUUUCGAUGACCAAUUUUUCACAUGUCCUUUAAAAUGUGUGUGCCAAGUACGGGUAGUCCAAUGCUCUGAUGCUGGUUUGAAGUCAGUGCCAGCAAGAAUUCCUAAAAGUACAGUAAUGCUUGAUCUGCAAAAUAACAAAAUUACAGAAAUAAAAGAGACUGAUUUAAAGAACCUGCCUUCACUCUAUGCACUUUUCCUGAUUAACAAUCAGAUAAUCAAAAUCCAUCCCAAGGCAUUUCGGUCCAUUAAACGUUUGAAAUUGCUUUACCUUUCAUGGAAUUUGCUACCUCAGAUUCCCACUAAUUUACCUAAAUCACUUGUGGAACUAAGAAUUGAUGAUAAUAAAAUUAAGACAAUACAAAAGGAAGCUUUUAAAGGAAUGAAGUUUUUACAUGUUUUAGAAAUGAGUGGAAAUCCACUUGAUACUCCUGGCAUAGAACCUGAUGCGUUUGAUGGGGUGGUGAGACUGAUUUACAUACGAAUUUCACAGGCAAAACUAUCUUCAGUUCCCAAGAUUUUGUUCUGUGAAACAUCUCGCCUGAGAAUCUGGGAACCAUUUAAGGAUCAGUGUGCCCCAAACCCAAAAGGCAACCAAAGAAAUUCAUCAGCGCUUAAUUUUACUCUGAUGUGUCCUACAACCGAUACUGCAAACCCAAACCAUCUGACAUAUAUCCGGCUUGAGAAAAAUAAGCUGAGGCGCCCGUUCAAUAUAUAUGCAUAUAUCUAUGUCUGCUUCCCUCAUCUUCGAAAUUUAGAUUUUGGUGAACAGGAUCCUGUACCAAUUGUUGAAACCCAAGGAGCCCCUGGACUGUUUGGAAUACCAGUGUCACCACCUGAUGGAGAACCAGAAAGUCUCAUCAAUUACUAACUAUAAUCUGUGUAACAAACUAAUAAUGGUUUUUGAAGUAAAGUAUGAAAUAAUUGUGCAUCCCAGCUACCUAUUGUAUAAUUGGUCCAAGCCACGUAAACAAAACAAAUGUCAUACUGUUCUUCCCUCCACUGUCAGAUUUUUUUUUCACAAAAUUGGUCGACAAAAAAAAUGUCAAACUUUUAUAAAAAGCCAUUGUGGGCUAAGGCAAGUAGCCCACAAACUGUCAUUUAUAUAACCGAAGUCCGUGAUUUGAAGUGAAAAUCAACAAAAACUUUUUCUUAAUGUCAAGUUGGAAAAUGCACUUAUGGAGGAGAUAAAAAAGGGAAAUAUUUGGCUGUAUCAGUUGGACACCAAAAGAAAAAGACACCGUUUUAAAGUCAACUGGACCACUACAUUGCAAGACUUAUCAAGAAACAGUAUUGGUUACACUAUUGAACAUAACCAUGAACUAGACCAUCCCACAAGAAAGGAACUUCACUGUAGGGGCAUGCCAACAUUGAUGGCCAUAGGAAAGCACACAAAAUUAGCCAAUUGCACACAUAUUAUACUUUUCCUGUUGUAAUUUGACAAGUCAUCAACACCCAGGUUGCAAAAAUGAUCUUGGCAUACACUUUCAUUCAAGGAAAGACUGAUUGUGGGCUAAAGUGAGGGCAGGGACCCUCUUACACGUAAAUGUAAAGUAGAAGGGGGGGAGGGGGCAUCAUAGCAUAACAUGAAGGAGAAGACCCAGUCACAGAGAAUGGAUGUUUAACAUCAUACUCGCUUGCCUCCAGUAAAAGAUCACAAACUCAAUCUUCAUUCACUAAAGGUUUGGUCUCAGCCACCACUUUAUCCAAUAGUCUGCUCCAAAUUUCAAAAAUCAUGCUUGACCUUUACAUUAGCAAACACCAGUCCUCUGUUCACUUUAUCUAUGCAAACAUUCUCAGCAUCCACAUAUCUCUCUGACUGUACAGUACAGUAUUCAACUGCAAUCAAUAUGUAUAUGAUAAUGUUAUGUUAAUAUGCCUGCUUUAAAAAAAAAUCACAUUUACUAAACAAAUCUUUUGUAUGGAAGAAGUCUGAGCAAAUAUCAAAAUUAAAAUGUCAACUUCUUGCAGAUAAGAAGUAUUUUCUGAUCAAAAGGCACUUAAAUGUAUUUAGGUUCCUUCUUCUUGCACCACACAUUUUUACCCCGUGCUUUUAUAAACUUUUAGACAAAUCACUCUUAUAAAUGCCAUACUUAACAACGGUUAUAACUCAGAGCUCAAAAGAAAGAAUCCUCUGAAGCAAUCUAAAUCAGCAGUAACUUUCCAUAAGAUCGUGUACUCACUAACUUAUGUUGCUCAGAUUUCAAUUGACAAUAACUUUGUGUUAUUUUUAUUAAGCUUAUUUUUUUGAAAUACUGUAUGCAAGUAGGACAAAUUUUAUGGCCAUGCUAAAGCUGAUCCUUUGUUUGUCUGCAAAAUGUAGAAAAAUUGUAGAAUUUACAUAUGCUUGUUUUCAUGUGCAACUGUGCUAAUAUCUUUAUUUAAAUGUAUUACAUAUUUUCAAAUAGCUCACUUACGAUAUAUUAAUCGACCAAGUAGCAGAUUCUUGUCUUCUUUAAGAUGGAAGAUUCAUUUUCACUUUUCUUCAAGCAUUUUUAUUUCACUAAAUAAAUAUCAUGUAUAGCAGAGACAUUAAUAUUU
This is a messenger RNA of Carcharodon carcharias (great white shark), 3227 nucleotides long. RefSeq names its product asporin-like. Gene Ontology annotation, molecular function: protein binding. NCBI's taxonomy places the organism in Eukaryota, Metazoa, Chordata, Chondrichthyes, Lamniformes, Lamnidae. Bases 523 to 1557 code for a protein of 344 amino acids. The transcript is spliced from 8 exons. The record is from RefSeq and is a predicted model, not a curated record.